AGGGGGUGGCACUUCAAAAAUUGUUGAAAUGACUGCAAUUGAUGAGAGAAUUUUAUCUCAAAUUGGUAGAAGAGGUACUGGAUUCAUUCAAGAUAAAAGUUGGUGUAGUGACAUAGUUGGAGGUAGUCAUAUGUCAGAAAUAGAAGAAAUUGAAGAUGGCCCAAAAGAAAAAAAUAUUGAUAUGACUGAGUCAGAUAUCCUAGUAGUAGGCCCAGAAGACUGUUACCAAGAAUAUUUCCCUGAAAAUGAGCACCAAGUUUUAUUCGAUUAUACAGAGAAAGAUAUGGGCAAUAAAAUUGAAAAUCAAAGUUUUACUGGUGAUAAUUUAUCUGCAGCAUCUGUAUCUUGGGCUAAGUAUACACCAUCAAUGUUGAAGCAACCUAAAGCAAAUGCUUUAUGUACAACCAAUCAAAAUACUAAUGCUAAUGAUGAAGGUCACACCAAAAAACGUAAACAAUUACAAGAUAAAUUGACAUUAUGGGCUAAGAAUAAAGUGACCUUAACAAACCAGCGAAGUGAACUUGAAAAAUGUCAAUUGGAAUUUCAACAAGAACUUUGGAAGAAGAAAUUGCAAACAGAAGACUUACUUAAAAAAGAAAUAGAAAAUAGAAUACAAUUUGCAGCAGAAGAACAUGCUGCUAAAAUGGCAAAGUUUCAGGCAGAAACAGAAUUAUUAAAAAUACAAAAAACUGUUAUAUUGAAAGAUGCUUUAUUAUAAUUUAGUUCAAUCAAAAUUAUAUUUUUUUAAAUUUAUCAGUUAGUAUAAUUUUUUGUUAUUUUAUAGGUAUUAUAUUGUUUUUAAGUUUAUUGCUUUAAAAUUAUAUAAUAUUGGUAUGUAAGCUAGACUGAAAUUUAAUUUAGCCUCUAAUUGUUUAAAUGUUUAAAUACUAUUUUAUUAUGUUAUAUUAUAUUGUUAUUAGAUAAAUUAUUUUAAAAUAUUAUAUUAUGUUGAUAUAUAGACUAAAUACUGAACUUUAUUGGCGCCAGAAUUUUAAGACAUAAUUUUAUAUAUUCUAGUGAGUUUAUUUCAUCUUCAUUAAGAAAGUAUGAAAUAGCGUACCUGGUACCUUUAACCUAAAUUCACCAAUAUAGGUAGGUAUUAAGUAGUUGGAUACUAGGAUAGUAGUAAGUACUGUUGGU
Aphis gossypii (cotton aphid) is the source of this 1140-nucleotide messenger RNA. RefSeq lists its product as uncharacterized. The coding region runs from base 29 to 718 and encodes 229 amino acids. The record is from RefSeq and is a predicted model, not a curated record. The transcript has 5 exons. Lineage: Eukaryota; Metazoa; Arthropoda; Insecta; Hemiptera; Aphididae.